Molecule: messenger RNA, 1389 nt
Organism: Elephantulus edwardii (Cape elephant shrew)
Lineage: Eukaryota; Metazoa; Chordata; Mammalia; Macroscelidea; Macroscelididae
Gene: IFNGR1
Product: interferon gamma receptor 1
Exons: 9
Coding region: 1-1389 (462 amino acids)
Biological process (GO): type II interferon-mediated signaling pathway
Cellular component (GO): membrane
Molecular function (GO): cytokine receptor activity; cytokine binding
Source: RefSeq, a predicted model, not a curated record
AUGAGGCAGGCUGCUCCUGUGAAGAUAUGCAGCCAGGAGAGGGGGCACUUUCCUGUACCGACCAACAUUAAAAUUGAAUCCUAUGACAUGCAUCCUGUCCUGUAUUGGGAUUAUGAGAUGACGGUGCCAAGCCCUGUUUUCACUGUACAGGUGAAGACCUAUUGGAAUGGGAUCUGGCUUGAUGCCUGUGUUAAUAUUUCAGAUCAUCAGUGCAAUCUUUAUCAACAAAUUAAAGAUCCAUCGAUUUCUUUUUGGGCCAAAGUUAAAGCUAGGGUUGGACAAAGAGAAUCUGACUAUGUGGAAACAAAAGAAUUUGUUAUGUGUUCUGAUGGGAAAGUUGGACCACCUACCGUAGAUGUCAGAAGAAAGGAAAAUCAAAUCACUGUUAGCAUUUCUCACCCAUUGAUUACUGAAAAUGGAGAAAAUGAAGGAUUUGAGUAUGAUGAUUAUGACUGCGAUUUCAUAUACAAGAUAUAUGUGAGAAGCAAUGGAAGUGAAGCCCGUGAAUUGACAGAAACAGAAGCAUGCAGUGAGCCUCCGUGUCAGAUAUCCUUUGCAAUAUCCUCAGAAAAUGCUGAGUACUGUGUUUCAGCAAUCGGUGUCUCAGAUAGUUACGAAGUUAAAACAGGAAAGUCAGAAGAAUAUUGCAUUACCUCAUUUGAAAAUUAUUCCAACCAGAAUUCUCUGUGGAUUCCAGUUGCUUGCGCUGUCCUAUUCUUUGUAGGAUUGAUCACCUUCAUUGCAUUUUGUCAGAUUAAGAAGAUUAACCCUUUUAAGAGAAAAAAUAUCGCAUUACCCAAAUCCUUGCUCUCUGUCGUAAAACAUGCCACUUCAGAGACAAAACCUGAAUCAAAAUAUGUGUCGCUCAUCAUGUCCUACCAGCCUGUUGCCCUGGAGAGUGAAAAAGGGGUCAGUGAAGAGCAGUUGUCUACAGCCACAGUUUCAGACAUGCACACGAGAGGUGACCCAGAAAAAGUGGAGCCCACGGACGACAGUUCUAGUAAAACAGAAGUGGUAAUUAUUGAAGAAAAUAGCUCUGACGUUCUCCCAGGAAGUGCUACGACUCCAGUAAGGAGAGAGAAUUCUUUUCAGUCAAGUAGCAACCAGUCUGAACCGGGCAGUGACACGUUAAACUUGUAUCACUCCAGAAAUGGAUCUGAUAGUGGCCUGGUGGAAUCGGACAGCCUCGUAUCUGACUUGGAAUGUCCCACAAAUCCUGAAACAGAAAUCAAUACAGAAGUACAAGACAGUAUUGUGACAAUAAGAAACACUACCACCUCGUUUGGUUAUGAUAAACCCCAUGUGCUGGUCGACCUGCUUGUGGAUGAUGGUGGAAAAGAGUCCUUGAUUGGUUAUAGGCUUCCAGCAGAUUCCAAAGACUUAUCAUAA